CUGGCCUUCCUCCCCUUCCUCGUCACCCUGCUGAUCCGCUACCGGCACUACCUGGUGCUGCUGUACCGGGCGGUGCUGGUGAGCUGGCUGCGGGACCGGCUCACCGGCGUCCCGCGGGAGCAGCGCGCCUUCCAGUACCUGCUGGCCCACGCCAUCCCCGGGGACCCCCGCCACGUCCUGCAGACCUUCGACCAGUGGUGCUACCGCUGCGAGCACCUCAGCAGCGUGGGGCCCCUCAAAG
Messenger RNA from Aptenodytes forsteri (emperor penguin), 241 nucleotides. RefSeq names its product transmembrane O-methyltransferase-like. The transcript has a single exon. Gene Ontology annotation, biological process: developmental process; dopamine metabolic process; catecholamine catabolic process. The record is from RefSeq and is a predicted model, not a curated record. Lineage: Eukaryota; Metazoa; Chordata; Aves; Sphenisciformes; Spheniscidae. Gene Ontology annotation, molecular function: catechol O-methyltransferase activity. The annotation marks the transcript as partial.